UGACUUAUAUUGAAUUCCUUAGCCAUUUCGAUUAAUGUGUAAUUUACACUGAUAUUUUUAAUUGUAACACAGAAACUUGUCUUCUUUAUGGCUGAAAGAGCUCUACAAUAUGAAAGAUAAUAAGAAACAACGGAAGAAUAUGGAUAUAUCAAUUAUGUUCAAAAAAACUGGGAACCAAGAAUUUCACUCAAAGAAUUAUGUCUCGUCUCUGCAGUUGUAUACGAAAAGUGCACAGUAUGCUCCAUCAAAUAGUAUAGAAUUGUCAAUAGCGAUUGCAAAUAGAUCUGCCUCUCUAAUUCAUUUGGACAGAUGGCAGGAUUGCCUCAAUGAUAUUGAAUUGGCGAUCAAAUUAGGCUAUCCUGAGGAUUUACGAUAUAAGUUAAAUUUACGUGCAGCUCACUGUUACCUGAGAUUAGGUAAUAAAAAAUCAGCUGUUGAAACCCUUUUACAAAUGCAUAAUAUAAUGAUAAGUCAGCCUAAUAUGUCAAAUGAAAAGAAAGAACGGUUACAGAGGCAAAUGAAUGAAAUAACAUCAAGGAUAUCACGUAUGAAAGAUAAUGUAAAUGAUACAGAUACUACAAAUACUACAGAAUUUCCUUCACAGCCUGAAGUCACAUAUGGUGAAAAUCCUCACUUUCGAUCUGCAUCGACAGCUAUAGAAUUAAAACAAACUCCAGAAAAAGGGAGAUAUGUUGUAGCUAAUAGAGAUAUUAAAAGGGGUCAGAUUCUAUUCGUUGAAAAGGCAUUUGCCUUUGUCCCAUUAAGUCAUGUUCAAACUGAUAUUUGUUAUCAUUGCUGUCGCUCAUUUGGUGAUACUCCUAUACCGUGUACAGAAUGUGUCAACAGUAUGUAUUGCAAUAUUGAUUGUUGGAAUGAAGCAUGUUCAUCUUAUCAUCGUUGGGAAUGUCCUGGCAAUCAAAUGAGUCUGUGGCCACAGAUUGGAAUAGCAUAUUUGGCUGUAAGAAUGUUGUUUAAGUAUACAACAAAUGAUGAUAAUAGACUUGAUGAAGUGCAAGAGUUAGUAACUAAUUUUUCUAAACUUCCACCAUGCGAUGUUAUUUCGUAUGGAGUGACAGCAAUUAUGCUUAUGAUAUAUUUAUCAAAGUAUACCGAUUUUUUUAAAGUUGUCAAUUUUAAAGAAUGUCCAAUAUCAAAAUUCUCUAAUAAUUUUAACUGUGAUCUCGCGACAGAAGACAAUGAACGAUUGUAUGUAAGUUCUCUGUUAUUGAGGCAUAUAUUACAACUUAUUUCUAAUGGGCAUGCUAUCACAAAGUUAAACGCGGUAGCAGAUAAAAAUAAAAAUAAACUCCUAAUUCAACAAGAAGACAGAAUAGCUACAGCGAUUUAUCCUUCUGCAAGUAUGAUGAAUCAUUCUUGUGAUCCUAAUAUAAUUAAUAGUUUUUUAGGAGGGACUUUAAUAACCAAAGCCACACGAGAUAUUGCAGCGGGUGAAGAAGUUUUUAAUUGUUAUGGGGCUGACUAUAGAAGAAUGUUGAGAAGAGACAGACAAGAAAAGAUGGAAAGUCAAUAUUGCUUUAAGUGUGAUUGUGCAGCAUGCACAAAACCAGAAUAUGAAGAGUAUGAAGAUAUUUUGAAAAAAUUUACUGCGAUGAAAUGUCCUGAAUGUAGCGGACCAUUGAGUGAUAAUUGCCACUCUUCUUUGUACUGUAUAGAUUGUGGAGCAACAGUCUACAAUAAUAUUUAUAAUCAUACACUGAGUCGAGCACAAUUUCAUUUUACCAAAGCAGAAUUUAAUAUAGAGAAUGAAGAAUACGAAGACGCAAUAAUUAGCUUAAAAGAAUGUCUAUUUCUUAGAAAAGAAGCAUUAUAUAAAUAUCAUGAAGACAUUGCUGCCACAAUGGAUCUUUUGGCAAAAGUAUAUGCUAUUAUGGGACAAUGGUUGAAUUCUAUUUCGUAUCUUGAACACAGUAUUGUGGCAGUCGAAGAAAAAUAUGGUUCUUCGAGCGCAGAAGUCUGUAAUGAAUUAAACAAGUUAACAGAUAUAUGUCUGCAAUAUUUGCAAGAAGAAUCUAAUACAUCAUCAAAAUUUUAUAAAAACGUGUUGAAAAAAACACGGCGAUAUCUCAAUCGUGCUCAAGAAAUUAUAGAUCUCACAUAUGGUCCAUGGAACGAAGUGUAUCAAGAAAUAGCCGUAAAAAAGAAGAUUCUCUCCUCUAUUUUAAAAAAUUUUAAUGUCUGAUACUUGUGUGAUCACAAUCUGUAAAACGUUUAACAGAUAAUUGAAUAAAAAAAAAUGACAGGAAA
This is a messenger RNA of Pogonomyrmex barbatus (red harvester ant), 2265 nucleotides long. Its product is annotated as protein-lysine N-methyltransferase SMYD4. Lineage: Eukaryota; Metazoa; Arthropoda; Insecta; Hymenoptera; Formicidae. Gene Ontology annotation, cellular component: nucleus; cytoplasm. Gene Ontology annotation, molecular function: histone deacetylase binding. The record is from RefSeq and is a predicted model, not a curated record.